Spinacia oleracea (spinach) is the source of this 1402-nucleotide messenger RNA. Its product is annotated as LOB domain-containing protein 38. Gene Ontology annotation, biological process: regulation of gene expression. The record is from RefSeq and is a predicted model, not a curated record. The coding region runs from base 275 to 1018 and encodes 247 amino acids. The transcript has 2 exons. Lineage: Eukaryota; Viridiplantae; Streptophyta; Magnoliopsida; Caryophyllales; Amaranthaceae.
UAAACUUAACCAAACCAAACCCCUCUCUUUCUCUUUCUCUUUCUCUCUCCUCUCUAUUAAUCUAUAAAUCUCCCUUCUUCUGUUCCCUUCACACCCGAUUAUUCCUCCUUUUCUCCCCUUGUUCUCUUAAUCUCUCUUUCUUUUCCUCCAAGUUUUCUGCAACUUCUUCUUCCUCAAAACCUUAAUUCUCCAGAACCUUCUUCUUCUUCUUUCUUCCUGGUUAAUGCACUACACUACUUGACGACAACCUAAUUAAUCUCUCUUUUGUUAAAAAAUGAGCUGCAAUGGUUGCCGAGUUCUUCGAAAAGGAUGCAGUGAAUCUUGCAUCUUAAGACCUUGUCUUCAAUGGAUAGACACACCGGAAUCUCAAGGCCACGCCACCGUUUUCGUCGCUAAAUUCUUCGGCCGUGCUGGUCUCAUGUCCUUCAUCUCCAACGUCCCUGACUCUCAACGACCUGCUUUAUUCCAGUCUCUUCUCUACGAAGCAUGCGGCCGUACAGUAAACCCAGUAAGCGGCGCCGUCGGGUUACUCUGGACUGGAAACUGGCAUUUAUGUCAAGCCGGCGUUGAGACCAUCCUUCGCGGCGGAACUCUCCGUCCUAUCUCUGAAUUUCUUGUCGGAGCUCCGCCGUCUCCGAUACCGACUUCUGUUGAAACCGAUGAGAUUUCUGAGGUAUUUUGUCCGCCGAAACCUAACACCACCACCGCCGCCACCAACCCCAACCCCAACACGUGGAGGAAACAGAUCGGCGUAAACAUGAUGAAGCAAGAUCUCAACGGAAACUACAAUAAUAACAAAAGGUCACGAUCAUCCCCACCUCCUCCGAAAUUCAAGAAAGAGGAGGAAGAUUAUAAGCAGCUCGAUCUAAGUCUUACACCACCUACCUUUCUCCACGCGCCGUCACAACAACGACCCGGUACGCCGUCGUUGAACUCCGAGGAGUCAGCCGCCACCACCGUCAGUUUCGAGAGUGAUAAUUACAACUACCAACCUAAGCUCUUGAACUUGUUCCAUUAAAGGUUGAACUGGUAGUAAAAACGCAGCGUUUUGGUUUAAAAAGAAAGUUAAUUAACUUUAGAGACCUUUUUACCCUUCGUAGCGGUUGGGAAAUUUUGUGUUUGAUUUUAUUCUGGUAAGAGAGGCUAUUUUCGGUAUUAGAUUUCCGGGGAGAUUUUUGUAAAUGACCGGCGGCAAAGAUUUCUUACCCUUAAAAUGCGGUGAAAGGAAGAUGAAUGCUGGACGGCGUCUUUUUUUUUUUUUUUUCUUUUUGAAUUUUCUUUUUGGGUUAUUCGGGGAUUCUCUCGAUUCUCAUUGGCCAAGUCACUCUUUUUGAUCUGUGACUAUGACUAUUAUGUUACGAAGUACGGAAUAGAACUUAAAUAAGAAUUUAUUUUUAACUCA